AUGCCAUCGGCGACUUACUCUACGGGGUCCCGUCCCCGCAGAGGCACUUAUCAAGAAAUCCCAGUGUCCUCGACCUCCCACCCAGAUAACCCAAUUCCCGAAGAGCCUCGAGGUGUGCGUUCGCUCUCAGUAACCGAUACCAAUUUCAACGUCAUUUCCUCAGGCUCCUCCCAGGGCACUUCCCAAUCCGAGGAAGAAAAUGCAGAGGAAAAGGUCGACGGUGGUCGGCAACGACGACGAGCAUCCACUGUCCUCAUCUCGCAGAACGCGGUUGAUAUGCGAAGGGUAUUGGAGAAUGUGGGCACAGCAGGCACUCAGAAGCUUCAAUCUCUCUGCUGUGGUGGGGGUUGUUGCCGGGGACAGGCAUUGCGCCCUGUAGAUGGACCGAUCUCAGGCUUCAAUUCCAUCGUUGCACCUAUCGGCAACAAGGCAUUUGAUAGCCUCAAGCUGAACCUUGACCUCCUCACCAUGGACAGUGAGCUUUCCAACAUUGCCCCGCUCCCAGAGAAGACCGUUUCGUUCAAGCCGCCUCCCGCAUCAGCAGCCGACAUGACCUUUGGCCCUGCAGACCAUCCGCCGGAAUUCGUUUACCGUGCGCCUCUGUUCCACACCCGUGAGUUGACGGGACCCGGAGCCGAAAAGCGUACCUACCACUUUGAUAUCGAUGUUACCGACUACCCCGCCGAGAGCGGGAUGGUCGACUUCGUAGUCGGCGGUGCAAUUGGCGUGUGCCCCAAGAACAAGGACUCCGAAGUUGAAGAGGUCCUCAACCUCCUAGGUGUUCCGAAGUCUAUGCGCGACAAGAAAGUCCUCAUGCGCACAACCAAGGGCCGCUGGCCGACAAUCUGGGGUGACGACAAGCCGCGCGAACUCAUCACUACCCGUCGCGAGGUUCUAAGCUGGUGUUCCGACAUCCAGAGUUACGCCCCAACAAAGCCACUCUUCCGCCUCCUCGCCGAGUACACAAGCGAGCCAAACGAGAAGAAAAUCCUCGAAUACCUCUCCUCAGCCCAAGGCCAAGGCGCCUUCUGCGACCUACGCACAAGCUCUUUCGUCUCCCUCACCCAGCUCCUAACCGCCUUCUCAAGCUCUCAACCACCCCUUGAUCAUCUCCUCUCCGUCCUCAACACUCUGAUGCCCCGCUUCUACUCCCUGUCCCAAGACCCCCAGAUCUCCUGCCAAUACAAAGGCAACGAAUGCCGACGCUUAAUUGAAGUCGCCGUCACAGUUGCAGAAUCCGCUGACUGGCGCGGUGGGACCCGCACAGGCGUAGGAUCUGGAUACCUGGAGUCACUCGCGCGGCGAGCGAUUGCCGCCGAAGCCUCCGGCGAAAAGCUGGACCUCCACGUGCCCAUGUUCCGAGGACUGAUGGCGAACCCUCUCGCAACGCGCUUUGCCUCAGAUGGUCCGAUGCUGCUCAUCGGCGCUGGCGUUGGCAUCGCACCUUUCCGCGGCUUCGUGCAGCGCCGUCUGCAGUCGGCGAACUGCGCCAAUAAGGUCUGGGUGCUGCAAGGCGUGCGCGACUCGCUGCUCGACGAGCUUUACUCCGGCGAGUGGGGCGUGCAUGAGGAUAAGGUGCGCACUGUUGUGCAGAGCCGUAGGGGCGAGAGUCGCUAUGUGCAGGAAGAGGUUAGACACCAGGCUGACCUCGUUUGGUUCGUUAUCAACUCGCUUGAUGGUCGUGUCUUCGUUUGUGGUUCGGGUAAGGGUAUGGGUGAAGGUGUUGAGGCUGCUCUCAUUGAUGUUGCCAUGGCAAAGGGUAAUCUCAAUGCUCAAGAGGCCGAUAUGUUCUGGCAGCGGAAGAAGGAAGCUGGACAGUAUAUUGCUGAAACUUGGUGA
Messenger RNA from Penicillium mononematosum, 1839 nucleotides. Its product is annotated as FAD binding domain protein. Gene Ontology annotation, biological process: homocysteine metabolic process. Lineage: Eukaryota; Fungi; Ascomycota; Eurotiomycetes; Eurotiales; Aspergillaceae. The record is from RefSeq and is a predicted model, not a curated record. Bases 1 to 1839 code for a protein of 612 amino acids. Gene Ontology annotation, cellular component: cytosol. The transcript has 4 exons. Gene Ontology annotation, molecular function: flavin adenine dinucleotide binding; [methionine synthase] reductase (NADPH) activity; FMN binding.